AUGGGCCGGCCGGAUUCUCUUAUGCAUGCAUUUUCCCCUGCCGAGAGUAAUGCCUAUAUCGCCGAAAUGACUUCACUCGCAUUCUUCGAUUUUUUUCUUCCGUCGACUUCAAUAGUUGCCCCCCUGUGGUCAAGGCUUUUCCAAUUCAAGCAUUUCGAACUCGCAUCUUCCGGUGACAUGCAGGAUAUCCCAUGGAGCUUUAUGAAUAUUCCUCAAGUGUUUUCUGCGGUCCGAGUCGGUACCUUGAAUGCUGGCGCUGCAGACCGGGUCAGUUUCCUCAUCUCAAGGCCUCCCUCAACCGCCUUCAAACUGAUUAUUUUCCUGAGGAAAAGAGUGGCCGGUCAUUCGUUCGGAGCUAUUCUCUCGUCCGAUUGGCUGGAAGCCAGGCUUGUACCUGAAUUAGAAGGUGUCCGGCUGAGACCGGUCGACUCUUGCAUCUCUCGUCCGCCUUGUCCUUCCCUUCAUCUCCUCUUUCCACCUUUCACCAUCGUCCUCUAG
Messenger RNA from Somion occarium, 498 nucleotides. NCBI's taxonomy places the organism in Eukaryota, Fungi, Basidiomycota, Agaricomycetes, Polyporales, Cerrenaceae. The record is from the annotation of a GenBank genome assembly.